GGGCAAUUAGCACGUGUACAUUGUUUGUACACGUACGUACGUACACAUUGCAUGCACUGCGCAGACACACUUGCAACCGCACCGGACCUUGGGUGGAGGUGCAUGAUGAUGGCUUCAACAUGUUCCAAGAGAAGACCACGUGUAGUGAUCAUCGGUGCAGGCAUGGCAGGCCUAGCAGCUGCUACCACACUGACCGAGGCAAACAUGUUUGACAUCGUGGUGUAUGAGGCAUUGGAACGUCCCGGAGGACGCAUCCACACAUCGUGGCAAAUGGGGCCGAGAUUGAUUGAACUCGGAGCCAACUGGAUCCAUGGUGAAGAGGGCAAUCCAGUUUACGAUCUUGCUAAGGAGAAUGGACUGCUUAUGGGAGAUGAGUCGUCUAGAGAGGACAGUAGCAGCAGCUCAAGUAGCUCAGAGUCAAGUGACAAUAACGGCACUUGCAUAAAUACUAGGCACUUGGACGGGGACCUGUUUGUUCUUGAAGACGGCACUUUUGUCCCUCCGUCAGUUGUCAAAAAGGUUUAUAUGAUGUACAGCCACCUCACCAUUGCUAGUCGAGAUGCCAGUACCCAUGGCGACUGUCUUAGUGUCGGAGAGUACUUCAGUAAGGGAAUUGGAAAGUUAAUUGCAGAGGAAGGCUUGAGUGCAGAAGAGAGACACGUCUACGAUCUCGUUGCCAAGUGGUGCUUGCGAACCGAGUGCACAGACAAUGCUUGCCAAAGUGUUAAAGACUUGGGCCUGGCUUACUACAAUUUUUACAUCGAUAUCCCAGGUGACUUUUACUGCUGUCUCGGGAAGAAAGGAUACCAAGGUGUCUUAGACACGUUCCUGGAAAAGCUGCCCAAAGACGUUGUAAAAUGUAACAUGCAAGUCGAUCAAGUAGUCUGGGAACUAGACUCGCUUACUGAAACAAACCUUGAAAAGCAACUUGUUGUUUUACAAGUGAAGGGCCAUCCAGACACAGUGGCUGAUCAUGUGAUUGUUACAUCGUCCAAUGGCUACCUCAAGGAGUAUCACCAGAGAAUGUUCAAGCCUGCCCUGCCUAAGGACAAACAACAGGCGAUUGAAACCCUUAACUUUGGUACCGUUGACAAAGUCUUUCUCAAGUUUGAGGAGCCGUUUUGGACUGGUCUUAGCAAAGGAGAAUUUGAAGGAAUACAGCUGCUCUGGGAGAAAGACUCAUGGCAUGAUGAGCCACCGGUCACCAUGGCAACGGAUGACAUCGGGGAGAGACCUGGAGAUUUGCACAACAGAAUUAUGAGAAGAUUCACAGGUUUUGAUACCGUUGAUGGUCACGAUGACGUGUUGUGUGCAUGGAUUUCUGGCAGUGAAGCUGAACUCAUGGAACAACUUCCUGAUGAAGAUAUUGCUAAGAUGUGCACUGACAUCUUGCGCAAGUUUCUGAAGAGGGACAUCCAAGAACCAACCCAAGUGGUUGUAACCCGUUGGCAUAGCAACCCAUACAUCAGAGGAUCCUACACUAGUACUAUUCCUGCACAUGGGACGGGAGAAGAAUUUGAUGUGAUGUCUUGUCCAGUUUGGCGAAAAAGUCUGUUAGCAGAUGGAAACACGACACAGUAUCCCGUGCUACUCUUUGCUGGUGAGGGCUGCCACAAGGACAAUCAUUCCACCGUACACGCUGCGAUGAUAACAGGCCAGCAACAAGCUCAGCGUCUUAUUCAGUUCUACCAGUCUGGUACCACGCCUCAUCAGGGGUAAGCUGUAGCCUAAAUACAGGCAUGCAACUUUUCCUCGGAUCCUCAGAUUUCUUUUUUUUUUUACUUCUUAUGAAUGCCAUUACAAAUAAAAAAUGCUGCUAAAGUCUUGUGUGGUUAGGAGUUUACAUGUUUUUGUCUAAAUUCCCAGUUGCGUGCCUGUAAAUACUGCCCAAUAAAAACUGUUUAGAUCUAUGUCUGCAUCUUCCACAGACCUGAAUAAUAUCUCUAGGCUGACUUUGGGUCUAAGCAGUUUAAAUUUUAGACGAGUAAGUAUACAUCAUGUAGACACUGUACCCUGUCCACAGGAAUCACUCCUAGUAUUAAUGGUCAAGGUAUUAGGGCUGUCCCGAAUGCACCCAAUAUUUGAAUAUCCCAUCAUCAACCGAAUAUU
Patiria miniata (bat star) is the source of this 2109-nucleotide messenger RNA. RefSeq names its product peroxisomal N(1)-acetyl-spermine/spermidine oxidase-like. Bases 52 to 1719 code for a protein of 555 amino acids. Gene Ontology annotation, molecular function: polyamine oxidase activity. The transcript has 7 exons. The record is from RefSeq and is a predicted model, not a curated record. NCBI's taxonomy places the organism in Eukaryota, Metazoa, Echinodermata, Asteroidea, Valvatida, Asterinidae.